Messenger RNA from Fusarium pseudograminearum CS3096, 663 nucleotides. RefSeq lists its product as uncharacterized. Bases 1 to 663 code for a protein of 220 amino acids. The record is from RefSeq and is a predicted model, not a curated record. Lineage: Eukaryota; Fungi; Ascomycota; Sordariomycetes; Hypocreales; Nectriaceae. The transcript has a single exon.
AUGGUCUCCUUUGACGCUCUCUCCCCCGAGGUCCGCAUCGAGAUUCUCUUCUACCUCCCCGACCGAAACGAUGUCACCUGCCUCACAAAGGCCUGCCCUGAGAUGUUAGCCACCUAUACCGCGAACAAGGACCUUAUCAGGCUCCGAUUCUACAAGAACGAAUUCGACGAUGAAAUGCUACAGGACGCCCUUUCAAUUAUUAACUUCCCCAUUCCUGAGGCUGGCGACGAAUUCAUGAAUCCCAUCAUGACAAAACACGCCGAAAUGUGGCUGACCAAGAAGCUUGCACUCCCUGAGCAGGAGAACGGCAUCACCACCACACUCGACCUUCUCGACAAUCUCUACGACGAUUUGAAGGACCGCACUAAGCUACGCCUCGCAAACAAGAAGCAUGGCGGACUCCACUCCUUCCCAGGCUUUGAUCCUUCCUUCGACGCCCGAAAGAAAACCAACCCUACCAUCAUCAAUAUCGCGCCUGCAAUUCAAAUGAUCGGCGAGCUUUCCAGCGAAGAGAGGGCAAAGUUCUUCAAGGUUCUGCUAAAGAGCGAGGCUUUCGAUCGCUUCCGCGACUUCACGAACAACGUCAAGGAUUGUAUCAAGCUCUCAAAGACUUUCAAGCGUAUCUACGCUGCCAACCAUCCCGAGGAGGAUGAGUCCGCCUAA